UUCGCUGAUGGACGCGUUUCCGGCCCAGCAUACUUUCGUAGCAGCGACGUGUGAACAGGGCUGGUCAUGAGCUGAUAAGAAGGGGAAGGCCUUCCUCUACCUCUUUAUUUUGCCUUUUUCCACGGAGCCCGACGCGUUUUUUCUUUCCACGGUCGCUGUGCGUGGGUUUAACGCGUGUCGGAGGUUUUUCGACGCUUUUCGGUGCGGGCUGAAACACCGGGACCCCCCUCCUCAUCUGUGUGUUUUUUGUGUGUGUGUUUGUCGGUCCAGCUGAUCAAUGCAUCCCUGAGCCGUUAACGGAAGCUUUCCGUGCACCGGACACCGUUUGGCACCGAUCCGUGGACUUUAAAACAUUUUUUUUUUGUUAGAUUCAAGUGUUGGAUCGGGGUUUUUCCUCCUCUGGGUCUCAUUGAAGGAGCAGGCCUCGGACUCAUCCCCAGCCUCGCGUUCCCAUAUCAGGGUUUUUGUGUGUGUGUGAGUGUGAGUGUGUGUGUGUGUGUGUGUGUGUGCUGGAAGUCAUGGGAGACACAAGUGAACGAAGCAAAGCUCCGAGCCUGCCUCCCCGGUGCCCGUGUGGAUUCUGGGGGCUGGCUCACUGUGCAGCCAUGACUGAAACAGGUGACUGACAAACAACUCUGGGCUUUUGCAGGACCCAACUCUGUCCAGUAAAACCAUGAAUCUCUGCUCCAAAUGUUUUGCCGACAUCCAGAAGAAGCAGCCAGGGGAGGACUGCACCUCCAAGCCUAUCCAAAGCACCGGGAGUAGCCAAUCGCCAGUUUUCAGUAGCGAGACGAGCAGUAGCAGUAGCCAAUCCCCAUUGUCGUCGCUGCCCUCGAGCUCCGAGCAGCCGUCAGCCGAAGAGCCCUCGCCCACGUUUCCCAGCACGAGGGAAGGCGUGUCCACAGAAACAGCCCAAGGCACACUCUGCACACCCACAAAACGUCCACGAGAAUCAGCGUCGGGCUCGGAGAGCGAGGCGACGCCAGAGAAACGGCCACGGACAGACGAGAAGGAGGGGGGCAGCGAGGAGGCCCGCGGGACGCCCAAGCAGAAGAACCGCCGGCGCUGCUAUCGCUGCCAAACCAAACUAGAGCUGGUGCAGCAGGAACUGGGCUCCUGCCGCUGUGGCUACGUAUUCUGCAUGCUCCACCGUCUACCCGAGCAACACGACUGUCUGUUCGACCAUCUGGGCCGUGGGCGUGAGGAGGCCGUCCUCAAGAUGGUGAAGCUGGACCGCAAGGUGGGCCGCUCGUGCCAACGCAUCGGGGAGGAGUGCUCCUGAUUCGGCCACAACGUUGACCGGCCAUCCGAGUUAAGAGAUGAGGCGCUUAGAAGGAGGAGGAGGAGGAGGAGGAGGUGGAGGAUGAUGGAAGGAGAGCUAGGAGAAAUGACAAA
Molecule: messenger RNA, 1395 nt
Organism: Larimichthys crocea (large yellow croaker)
Lineage: Eukaryota; Metazoa; Chordata; Actinopteri; Sciaenidae
Gene: zfand3
Product: zinc finger, AN1-type domain 3
Exons: 7
Coding region: 674-1282 (202 amino acids)
Molecular function (GO): zinc ion binding; DNA binding
Source: RefSeq, a predicted model, not a curated record